This is a messenger RNA of Rhagoletis zephyria (snowberry fruit fly), 733 nucleotides long. RefSeq lists its product as uncharacterized. NCBI's taxonomy places the organism in Eukaryota, Metazoa, Arthropoda, Insecta, Diptera, Tephritidae. The record is from RefSeq and is a predicted model, not a curated record.
UGCAGAAGCGGUUUGAGAUUGCUAGAGUCGAGGUAAAGCAAUUGCCAGGAAUAGACUACAAUAAAGAAGAGCAACUUCAAAGGUUGGAACUGCUACGGAACCAGCUUAAAUUAAAACAACAGCUUAUCCGUAAAUAUAAAGAUACCACGCUUUAAAAUAACAGUAAAAUAUAAGGUGGAACUAAUAUAAAUGCAAAAUGGUAUUUCGAUUCUUGCUACGGUAUUUGGCUAACAAUGAACAGCUAAUACAGCGCAUGGCUGAAAGUUAUCCCAUGCGGCGCGCUGCUCAAAUGGUUGUAUCCAUCAUGUAUCGUACAAAGAAUAUUGCUCAGGAGCGUGGUUUACAUGAGAUGACGCCCCAGCGCUUUAAAUCUUUUAUGGCUCUUUUUAAAAAUAACAUCAAGAAAGAAAUAGAAGGACUAAAGGAUGAAAUAAAGAAAAAACCUUUUUGAAAAGAUUAUUUUGUUGGAUAAUAAAUAUUAAUCUGUAUGAUAAAAACUGUAAAAUAUGAAAUAAGUAUAAUAAGCAGGCCCAGAAAAUAUCCAUUUUUAAUUUUAAUUAUAUAAAAAUGAUUCUCAAACUCAGAAAAAGUGCUGAUAAGGUAAAAUCCUAUCGACAAAGUAGCGUACUACACAUAAUUUCCAAAAUCAUGGAAGUUCUUCAUAAAAUGUUGAUUCCAAUCAUAGAAAAGCGAAAACUUAUUCCCAAUAAAAUAUUUUGGCUUCAUGAAAAAA